Molecule: messenger RNA, 2764 nt
Organism: Nelumbo nucifera (sacred lotus)
Lineage: Eukaryota; Viridiplantae; Streptophyta; Magnoliopsida; Proteales; Nelumbonaceae
Source: RefSeq, a predicted model, not a curated record
UCUCCACCACAGAAUAUCUGAAAAUUUCAUGUCAGUCACCCCUAAGAAAAUACCAGCCACUGUUCCUGUAGCGCUUUGGACUGCAAUUUAUGAUUGCGGAAAAGAAAUGGGAUGAACCUGUAGCGCUUUGACUCUGAGUGGUUCGGUUUCUGGUGUGUCUCCGUCUUAUCUAAUUUCCAUUGCUUUUCUUUAUGCAAUGGGCCUAAUGCAAACUUGUAAUAUACCGUCUAGGCUUUAGUAGAUUGCGGCUUCAAAGACACUCCGCACGCAAACCCUAGAAGCGCCAUUUUAGCUAUUUUCAAGCUUCGAGCUCUAUCUUAAGGACUUUGUUUCUCUCGUCGUGAAUCUCCGGAACAGGCAAGCUUCGUCUACAUUUCACUACUCACCUACUUGCAAAAGUAGAAAUAAAAAUUUAUAGCUUUUUCGUCGAAAACAAUUGAUACUUACCGGCACACCGCGAACCCUAAUAAUUGAACUUGGAUACUGGAAUGUUUUACUUAUUUAGGAUUAGGGUAUCGCAGAUGAGUGAUCGAGUAUUUAUUUCUCCGCAAUAUAGUUGCGACAAAGCUUUGUUGAGCUGAGAGGAUGCGAAACGCGCAAAAGUUCAUGUGGUUUUCACAAGGUAUAGAGAGCUAUAUUCUAUUUGUUUGUGUUUAUAAUGAGACACAAUCACAAAAUGGGACAAGAUUUGCCGGAUGUAUCCAACGACGAGCCCAUACACGCGGAAGUCGAGCAUUAAGAACAACCUCUCCUGGAGGAAAACCAAAUUCCAGUUGAAAUUGAAAAUGGGCAUUCCGUUGACGAUAAGAAUCUUGACUUGCCUGCAGAGGUCCAUUUAAGCGGUGAUGAAGGUUUGAUUCAACCUGUUCCUGGACCCACCCCUGGUGCAAUCACCAAUGCUGAUGCCAAUGGACUCCCUGAAAAUAAAAGCGACGCGGGGGACACAGACCCCGGCAAUCCGAUGGAAGCUGCUACCCCCACUGAGGGAUGCUCGGACGUAAAAACUGAAGAGGAGAACGCGGACGAAUAUAAGAAUACGGUGGACAGAGAAGAGGGACUUCCGCCUGAAGAAAAUGGUUUUAAGGGGGCAGUGUCAAAACAAGAGGCAUUGGUGGCAGCAGAAGAAUAUCAUAUUAAUAAGGAGGGUUCAAACUGGUCAUUUCCUGUGGACAGACAAGUGGCUGUCGGUGAUGAAUCGGGAACUGAGGAGGAGCAAGCUGCGUUCAUGAAGGAACUUGAGAAUUUCUUCAGGGAGAGGAAUGUGGAGUUCAAGCCUCCAAAGUUUUAUGGGGAAGGACUGAACUGCCUCAAGUUACUUCUCAUUUUUCUUUUUUUUUUUCAAGUAAUGCUUUUUCAAUGAGCUCUUUUCAGUCUGGGUUAAUUCUCUUCAGCUUGUUUUGGAUUAAGAUUAUGGAGAGCUGUGAACAGAUUGGGUGGUUACGACCAGGUUACUACAAGCAAAUUGUGGCGGCAAGUGGGAGAGUACUUCAAGCCCCCCUAAGUAAGGAAAAUGUGACUCCUUUUGGAUUGAUGAGUUGCCCCUAAAGAAAUGUAGAUUGAGUCUUGUAGUGCACCAAGUUCCUCAGACCUAUGGUAUUUGCCAAAGGAUUGGUAAUAUUAACCUUCCAAGUUGUACAGAGUGACAAGCUCAGGUCUAUGAAUUUAGAAACCCAUGUUAGUUAGCUGUCUAGGUAAUAAGGACCACAUGAGGCUGAUGAAGUCUUGUCAGAUAUGUUCGGGAAAAUGCUUAUUAUAGUUGGUUGUAUUUCUCAUUUGACAUGCACUACUGUCUCUUGGUCAUUCCGAUGCUUUUAUGAAAAGGUGAUGUUGGGAGGGACGAAGGCUGAAAUUUUGAUUUUGACCUGAAUGCACUUCUUGACUAUGAAAGGCAUAAAAUGCACGGUGGUGAACUCCAUGUUCCUGUUGUUUCAAUUGAGCCUAGUGAAAAUCAGGGGGGUGAUAAUCAAGCACCAGGAUCAGGUAGGGCACGGAGAGAUGCUGCAGCUCGUGCCAUACAAGGUUGGCAUUCCCGGCGUCUUCUUGGUAAUGGGGAAGUUGGUGACCCAAUUAUUAAGGACAAGAGCUCCAUUGCUAUGCAAAAGCGUGAAAAACAGCUUAGAAGUGUUGGUCUACUCAAACGUAAAAAAACAUCUAGCUUGGAGCGUGUGGUCAAGGCCGUUCGAACUAAAACUACAAAGCCACAUAUGGACACAAUGGUUGUCGAUGUUGGACCCUCAGCUGAUUGGGUGAAGAUCAAUGUGCGGAAAACUAAAGAUUGUUUUGAGGUCUAUGCUUUAGUUCCUUGGCUCUUGCGUGAGGAGGUACAUGUUCAGUCAGAUCUAGCUGGACGUUUGGUUAUAUCUGGUGAGUCAGAGCAGCUUGAUAACCCAUGGGGUGUCACACCAUUCAAAAAGGUUUGUUUUUAUCUUUUUUAAGGGUAUUGAGGAAAUUAAGUGUCAACAGGAUAUGCCAAAUGAUUAAUGUAGAUGGUAAACAUCAAGUCAAAGGUGUGUUUUAUGGUUUUCUUUGUUAACCAUCUGGUUCUAGGAUGAGAAAUCCUAUUUUGUAUGUUUGGCUAUGUUGGUGGUGGUUUUGGGACCACCAAUCAUGGUUCCAGGACCAGCAAAGUCCCCUUAAUUUUUGAACAUGCUAAUUUAUCAUGUUCAAACACAGACAAAAUGGUUUACUGUUGAAAGUAUUAUGGGCCCGUGCGUAGGAUCUCGUCACGGGUCGGACCACGGGGAGAACCUCUUGCUUCCCCUUG